This is a messenger RNA of Adineta ricciae, 933 nucleotides long. The record is from the annotation of a GenBank genome assembly. Lineage: Eukaryota; Metazoa; Rotifera; Eurotatoria; Adinetida; Adinetidae.
AUGUCGGCUGACAGACAAAAUAUCAUAACACCAGGCGUCGUCAAUGAUCUACUCGAUCCCUACGCCUGUUCAUGUCUUCCAACAUCUUAUCAUUACACGAUUUGCAGUAAAAUCAAAUGGUCUACGCUAUCGAUAACUGUUGCUUUAAUUAUCAUUAUUGUUUAUGCUAGUAGUGGAUUGUAUACUUUGAUCGAUGUAACAACAUUGAUGUCAAUUGAUUUCACGGAUAAUAAAAACGGUAGUUUAUUGUAUUUGUUGAAAUCGAAUUGGUUUUGUGUACUUCUAGAAACGAUAUUUUGGUCAAUACUCUCAUCUCCUGAAACGAUUCGUGUUAGUUGGAUAUCCCUUUGUGUUUAUUUUUUGAUCGUUCUCCUGACUAUUCUUCUCCUUUGUGGAAUUCAAUUAAGCAAACCAUGGCUUUUAUUUCUUUGGUCAAUAUUAAUGAUUGUGAUGCUACUUGCUGAUGGAAUUGUUACUGUUCUUUCUCUUAUACAACAUCAUCAACAGACGUAUCGACCACCAAAACAAGUGAAAAUUCUCUUUGUCGUUAUGGUGAUUCGUCUUACGGUUUCGUUAUGCGGUAUUUUCAUCGCUAUUUUUCACUUUCGACGAUUAAAUAAAGCCCACAGUGAAUAUAUCGAUCGACAAAGAAUGUUAGUUCGCUACAAUGCUGAGUCGACAUGUUCAUCUCACGAUAAUUCAUGGGCACCUACUGACAGCCUUUUAAAUCCACCAAAAGAUCCAAGCAUCGAUUAUCGAAUAUCUGAUGUUCCACUACCAUUGACAUUACCGAGAGCAAAACUGGCGACGAUACAACGGCGUCCAUUGUCGACUAUGUUUCGAUCUCGAAACGAACGUUUACAAGACGAUUCAAACGAAGAUAUUAGAUAUAAUGUUCCACUGGAUGAACGGUUUUAUCCUCAACAAUUGUAA